Ceratina calcarata is the source of this 2233-nucleotide messenger RNA. Its product is annotated as neurogenic differentiation factor 1. Gene Ontology annotation, molecular function: DNA-binding transcription factor activity, RNA polymerase II-specific; protein dimerization activity; E-box binding. Gene Ontology annotation, biological process: sensory organ development; axon development; positive regulation of transcription by RNA polymerase II. Gene Ontology annotation, cellular component: nucleus. Bases 1139 to 1777 code for a protein of 212 amino acids. The record is from RefSeq and is a predicted model, not a curated record. NCBI's taxonomy places the organism in Eukaryota, Metazoa, Arthropoda, Insecta, Hymenoptera, Apidae. The transcript is spliced from 5 exons.
UCGUAGCAUAUUCAGUCCGGAUCGGGCUUUCGGUCGUCCGAGAUCGAGAGACUCGCGUUUCCCUCGAUUUUACUCGGUGUAAUUAAAAAUCGGCGCGUUCUACGUGGAACGAAACGUGGAAUCUUCGACUGUCGACGUGGGGAAACCUGUGCGUUUCAGGGAACGAUGAAGUGAGAGGAAAGUAGUCGACGGUAGAAUCUACGAAAAUCGGGGACACGAUUAACGGUAUCGGCCGUGUGCCCCCGGUGUCCGAAAGAUAUGCGGGCCCCCCCGUACAUUCCCAGCCAUAAGUGACGAGCCAGAGUAACGUGUUCGGAUUUAAAGAAAACUGUCCGAAGUUCGUUUAUUCACUUCGGUAGAAUUCGUUUGGGACCCGCGUAAACGGCGUCUGUGUAAGAAUCGCGUUUCGCAAUCGUCGCUUGAGAGGGAGUGUACGUGUACACGUGUCAUCUAACGCGUCGCGUCACGACCGUCUCCGUUCGCUCUGAAUGAACGUCUGUUUGUUACCGAGGAGAUGUCGUCUAAUUAGAAACGAGACGAUUCUUUUUGUUGUCUUUCCUCGUUAGAUAGUCAAACGGGGAAUCCGUGCCGGCUGGGGAAUUCCCGGGUCGAUUAAGUCGACGACCUCGAUGAAACUUGCCGAUUCCUCUAGGCAUCGAUUGGCGAUUCUUUAAAAAAAAAAAAAAUACCGAGGACUGUAAAAAUCGACUUGAGAAAAAAAGACCGCCUUCUACUUGAGAAAGAAGUGGAUAAGGAGCAUCGGUCUGGCCGACGAAUGGGAGAGAGCGCGGAGAGAUCUCGUUGGUAGCGUGGAGGAGAGCGCGAUCGAGCCUUCGGGUGUUCGGGGGAAGUGAAAGGAAGUAAAAGUGUUGUCUGUUGUACCCGGUUGAAAAGAAAGCGAUCGAGUAAGUAAGGUAGUGGAAAGCGGAGAACGGGAUCGUUCGAAUCCGGAUAUAUCGAUUCGAACGAUUAAACUGUGUUUAAAACUGUGUUAAAAACUCGAAUGGCCAGGCGAAUGUUAAUUAGAAAGUGAGGAGUAAUACGUGUACCACGGAUUUUGUACAACGUCCGAUGGACCACGGGAGGUAAUUAACCUGGACCCCCACGUCUCCGUCGUUAGAGGGUCCGAGGUUGGAUAAUGCGAAGUCUGGAGAGGUCAUCGGGUGGUAGCGACCAGGACUGUGACCGGGAGAUGUACAUCGAUCUGGACGACGCGUCCGUCGACUCUCUCACCGGCAAACGCACUCGCCAUCAUGUACCCGAGAUGGCCGAGGAGAGCGACAGCAGCGGAAGCGAGAGGAGUCCGAAACAGGCGAAGAGACGGAACCGAGGUCCGCCGACGACGACCACGACGACUACCAGGAGACGAAAAACCGGGAUCUCCGCUAGGGAGAGGAAUCUUAGGAGGCUCGAGAGUAACGAAAGGGAGAGGAUGAGGAUGCACUCUCUCAAUGACGCCUUCGAGCAACUGCGCGAAGUUAUCCCCCACGUGAAGAUGGAGAGGAAGCUGAGUAAAAUCGAGACCUUAACGUUGGCGAAGAACUACAUAAUGGCUUUAACCAACGUGAUAUGCGAGAUGAGAGGCGAAGAGCAACCCUAUACGUUCGUGGACGGCGAAUGCGGUUCGAGCAGCGGUGACAGCGCGAGUAGCACGGGUCAGUUGGAAUUGAGCGGCGGCGAGCAGCCGGAAGAGGCCUCCUUGUCGCCUCGAUCCGUCCACGAAGCGAACAACAACAGCCUGCUGCACGAGGACCUCGAGGAGCGGAAGCUACCGUGACCGAGAUUCCGGAAUUAAAAAAACCGAUCCGUCCAAGGCCGACCUCUGGAGAUCCGUCCAAGGCUAACCGGCGGAGGAAGAGGGAGAUGCCAAAAACCGUAUAACCGGUAUAUAAUAAUAAUUUGCAAACGUUAAGCCUCGCCUCGCUUCGCCUCACGGAUUUCGAGGUCGACCAAAUACUGAAGGAGACAAGUGUGAACUGUGAUAGAAUUUUCGUAUUCAGCAUCGUCGAACUUACGGGAGAACUAUUUUUCUAUUGAAAAUCGUUUCGUUACGCGAUUAACGCGAGUUCGACGGACUACAAGAUUUACGAUGAGAUAUUUAUAAGAGAGAAAGGGAGAGAGAGAGAGAGAGAGAGAGAGAGAGAGAGAGAAAGAGAGAAAUUCAUUUUAUACAUAUCUAUAUGUAUACCCUGAUAUAUCUCGAACGAUUCGAUAAUAAACUGUAUUCGAGGUA